ACCGAACCUGCAGAAAUCUGAGCAAGCAAGCAAUCAACAAAAUUUUGGAAAAUUUUUUUAAUUCUAAUUACUUAAUGUGCUAAUAAUAGCCAAUUGUGUUUUGUUUUUAAUUUAAAAGUUGGAUAAGCCUUGGUUAAACUAAAUAAUAUGGCAGGGCUUAAACAGAUUUCCAAAGUUUUGGUCGCCAACCGAGGAGAAAUUGCGUGUCGGAUUUUCAGAACUUGCAAGAAAUUGGGUAUUCGAACGGUAGGCGUGUUCUCUGAGCCAGAUGCAAAUUCACAACAUGUUCACAUGGCUGACGAAGCUUAUCUUAUUGGACCGGCUGCUUCUACAAAGUCGUACCUCAACCAAGAUAAGAUCUUUGAGGUUGCUAAACGUUCCGGAGCACAUGCGAUUCAUCCAGGAUACGGUUUUCUUUCAGAGAACUCUGAUUUUGCAAAAAAGUGUUCUGAUCGCCAACUAAUUUUUAUUGGACCUCCACCCCAAGCUAUUUUCGAUAUGGGGAUCAAGUCAAAGUCCAAAGAACUCAUGACUGCAGCUGGGGUACCAGUAGUGCCGGGAUAUCAUGGUCAAGAGGCUGCAAAUGAUAUGGAAGCAUUAAAAAAGGAGGCGUUGAAAUUGGGAUUUCCAUUAAUGAUCAAAGCUGUGAAAGGUGGAGGUGGAAAAGGAAUGAGAAUUGCGAGAACGGCGGAAGAAUUCCUAAGUCAAGCCCAAUCCUGCCAGUCAGAGGCUGAAAAAGCGUUUGGAGAUGGAGCUUUGCUUAUCGAAAGGUAUGUGGAAGCACCACGCCACGUUGAAGUCCAAGUAUUUGGCGACUCUCACGGCAACUGCGUCUACUUAUGGGAAAGAGAUUGUUCAGUUCAACGAAGACAUCAAAAAGUUAUCGAGGAAGCCCCCGCCCUCGGUCUCACAGCAGAAACUAGAAAAGCCAUUGGAACGGCUGCCGUCAAUGCUGCCAAAGCCGUGAAAUAUACUGGUGCAGGAACCGUUGAAUUUAUAGUAGAGGGUCAGGAUUUUUAUUUCAUGGAAAUGAAUACCCGGCUCCAAGUUGAACAUCCUGUCACUGAAGCAAUCACCGGUCUUGAUUUGGUACAGUGGCAGCUCUUGGUCGCAAUGGGCCAUGAACUUCCCAUUAAAAAUCAGGAUCAAAUUCCCGGUCCAUUCGGACAUGCCUUGGAAAUGCGAGUAUACGCCGAAGACACCGCCGCUGGGUUUGUCCCUGCGCCAGGAAAUGUGCACGCAAUGCGGGUUCCAGGUGGGGAUGCGCGUGUCGAAUCUGCAAUCAUUGAGGGGGACGAUGUCUCUGUCUUUUAUGAUCCUAUGAUCGCUAAACUCGUCAUUUGGGGAGAGAACAGAUCUGAAGCCAUCCGAAAAGCUGACCUGGCUCUGAGUCAAUUUAACGUUGGAGGGGUCGAAACUAACAUUGACUUUAUGCGGAGAAUCCUCCAAACGAAUGCUUUCCGCAAUACGAUCGUUACCACAAAAUUCAUUGAGGAAAAUCAUGACGAAAUCCUGGUGCUUAACGAACUGAGUGGACAACAACUUGCUUUGGCGACCAUGGCUCUCUCCGCCAUUCAAGAUUACGACAAGAGCGAAACCAUCGCCGGAAAGUUCCGCAUGAACUCUGACUACAAAACAAAAUUCAGUGUGAAGGACGGCGAAAAAAAGUUUGACAUUGGGGUAAUUUUCAACACGCAGGGGUCACAAAAGGUUUUUUCUAUCGGGGACGUAGGAGAAUGUCGGCUCAUUAGGGUUACAAAAUUGACUGAAAUGUUUGAGAUGGAGGUGCAAAUUGGGAAUAAGAGAGAAACAAUCACGGCAGCUUUGUCAGCAGAAAAUGUGUUGUCUGUAUUUACUCCGGACGGAUCCUUCAAAGUAGAAGUGCCAACUCUUGGGCCAAAGGAUCGUGUAGGGGAGUCUGGCGACACUGCGUCCGGAACUGUUGUUUCUCCAAUGCCAGGAACUCUGGAGAAAGUCUCUGUGAAGGAGGGUGAAAAAGUCACGAAAGGCCAACAACUUGGAACUCUUGUAGCAAUGAAGAUGGAGCACGUGAUCCGCUCUCCAUACGAUGGAACUGUGGAAAAGGUUCACCAAUCUAUGGGAAAGACUGUGGCUAAAGGAAGCAAUCUUUUCACUGUGACUCCGUCAGCUUAAGUCUUUCGAAAAUACGUUUCACUGCCAGCGGUGACUAAAAUCAUGAGCCUUUCCUUUAGCAGGCAACAAAGUGACAUGACAAUUAACAUAGACUGUAGAAAAUAUGUACUUCUAACACUCCAAAAAAUGAGAGAAAUUAUAUUUUGAAAAUUUCUAGCAUAGUCUUAAGAAUAUUUUAUUUGCUGAUAUUUUUAAGUGUAUCAAUCUUGUCAAAGAAUUAGCGACUUCAAAUGAGUGACUUGUUGGGGGAAGAUUAUGGAAUCUGAGUGCCAUAAAUAAAUGUCAUAGUUGGAAAAUUGUA
Molecule: messenger RNA, 2455 nt
Organism: Folsomia candida
Lineage: Eukaryota; Metazoa; Arthropoda; Collembola; Entomobryomorpha; Isotomidae
Gene: Mccc1
Product: methylcrotonoyl-CoA carboxylase subunit alpha, mitochondrial
Exons: 10
Coding region: 148-2154 (668 amino acids)
Cellular component (GO): mitochondrion
Molecular function (GO): ATP binding; metal ion binding; methylcrotonoyl-CoA carboxylase activity
Source: RefSeq, a predicted model, not a curated record